AAACGAUAUACUUUAUCCUCUUGUUUUUGCAGUCAUUCUCCUAUCAGUGUGGGAAAUGGAAUCAUCGACGAACACGAGAAGAAAAAGCUCUCAAAUCUCCGAACGACCUCCCAAGCGCCUCGUAUUCGAUCGUCGUUACGGUUGGGUGUUUGAUGAAUGGAAAGACCCAGCAGAGGAAGCUCUUGCAGGCGGCCGCGGAAUGUUUUGCAUAUUGCCUCUAGCUAAGGCUUUCUUGAAGACAGCUUCACAGUCGAUCAACCUAGCGGCCAGUUCUGCUGUGAAAGUUUUUGAGAAGCCAGACCUCCUCUCCCCUCAGGUGCUACAUGCCAGCCUUAAUGAUCAGCUUCACAAAAUAAUGUCUUCCAUUCGGAAACCAGAAGUCAAUAUGUUUGUUGGCGAGGAAAAUUCCUCAUCACAUGCUUCUACCAGUUUCCCUGCGCAGCCACAUUUGGAAAGUGGAGAAUCUCAAGUGCCCUGAUAUGCUGAUUUUGGGCGCAAACUCCUAGUUGAUUUUAGGCAUUAAACAACAAACACAUUAUUCACCAAAUUUGCUUGCUAUGUAACAUUAAGAUAGUAUCAAUUAUCAAAUGUUCUUACUUCCAGGUGAUUUUUAGGCGCACAAAGAACCCGAACCCAGUUCUGGGGACUCAAUUUUGCUGAUUUACUUUUGCAUUUCUUAUGCUGAUAUUGCAGAAGUGAAGAACAUUUUACGUUUGUAUCU
This is a messenger RNA of Tripterygium wilfordii, 721 nucleotides long. RefSeq lists its product as uncharacterized. The coding region runs from base 56 to 478 and encodes 140 amino acids. The transcript is spliced from 4 exons. NCBI's taxonomy places the organism in Eukaryota, Viridiplantae, Streptophyta, Magnoliopsida, Celastrales, Celastraceae. The record is from RefSeq and is a predicted model, not a curated record.